Molecule: messenger RNA, 1642 nt
Organism: Hibiscus syriacus
Lineage: Eukaryota; Viridiplantae; Streptophyta; Magnoliopsida; Malvales; Malvaceae
Product: protein IQ-DOMAIN 14-like
Exons: 3
Coding region: 140-1420 (426 amino acids)
Molecular function (GO): protein binding
Source: RefSeq, a predicted model, not a curated record
UCUCUCCCACUCCUCCCUCACUCGUUUCCCAUACUCUUUUUAAUACUUUCCAUUCUCUUUUCUUUUACCCAAAAAAAAAACACUUGAUUUCCCGUUAAUCAUGGCUUCAACUGCACGUGUACUUCACCGGCGAUGAACCAUGGGCUUUUUCCGGCGACUAUUUGGCGCUAAAAAGGCUAGCAAAACACGCUCCGACAAAGAACGAAGGCGUUGGAGCUUUGCUAGAUCUUCCAAUCCCACGUCUUCAACUUCGCAUCCAGAUGCAUGCGGUGACACGUUGGAUGCCAACAAGCACGCCAUAGCAGUCGCAGCCGCCACUGCUGCUGUAGCCGAGGCUGCUCUCGCGGCUGCGCAUGCGGCUGCCGAGGUCGUUAGACUGACAAGUGGCGGCGGCGGCGGCAACCGACGCCUCUCAGAGGAGAGGGCGGCUCUCAGGAUACAAGCCGCUUUUCGAGGUUAUCUGGCACGGAGGGCACUGAGAGCGUUGAAAGCAUUGGUGAAGCUUCAAGCAUUAGUGAGAGGUCACAUCGUGAGAAAGCAAACAGCAGACAUGCUCAGACGCAUGCAAACAUUGGCCAGGCUGCAAGCUCGAGCCUGUGCUAGUCGUGCACAUGUGACAAAGUCUUUAGAUUCUAUCAUCAAGAUGUCCAGACUUACACGAAAUGCUAGAAGUGGUUCAAAUUCAAAUGUGACGAACAUUGUUGAUCUCGAGAAAGCACAGAUGGGUUCACACUGGUUAGACCGUUGGACUGAGGAAAGUUUAUGGAACCACCGUACAGAUGGCCCGCUUAGCUGUAGGCAUGCUGACGAUGAGAAGAGUGACAAAAUUCUUGAAGUAGAUACUUGGAAACCUCACUUGAACCCCCAACAGAGUAGCAAGAAUUUUCGGCGAUCUCGGCAUUUUUCAACUUUGGACUAUAACCAGAGCUUCACGGCGUACGACUCCCCGAGAAAACCAUCUGGAAAAUCCUCAAAUCAGAUGCCAAAUAUCUCUUCGGCAGAUGUUUUCUCAUUGAACUCCAUGAAACAUCAUGGAGGGAAAGGUGAAGCAGCUCUAAGAACAGCUGACAACAGCCCACAAGUGCAUUCUGCAUCCUCUAGACCUGGAAGUAGUGCUAGGAGAAGCCCUUUCACACCAACAAGGAGUGAGUGCUCAUGGGGAUACUUAAGUGGAUAUUCCGGUCACCCAAAUUACAUGGCGAACACCCAAUCAUCCCGGGCUAAGUAUCGGUCCCAGAGUGCCCCAAGACAGAGGCUGGAGUUAGACAAAUAUGGUUCAACUGGAAGAACUUUUCAGGGGUUUCGGGAUGAAGACACUAAUUCUGAAAGAGGUUUUCCUCAUCAUGUUGACUUCAGUUACAAGUCUCAUCCGACAUCCAAUCGCUCGAAUUGUCCCGGUAGUGCCAACAGAAGGGAAUGAUCAUGAUCCCCGCUUCCCUUCCUCUCUUCUAUAUUUUCCCUUCAUCUCUUCUAUAUUUUCCCUUUCCUCGUGUGUGAUAGCAGCGUUGUGUGCUGGAGUUGUAAAUUAGUUUACCCCGAUGUUGAAACUUUGAUCCGGGUCGAUCAAAUUUGAAAUUAUUAAUAUUGUAAGAAAAGUAUGACAAUAAAGUAGUUACAACUGUUGGUAAGUUUCAACUAUCAA